Messenger RNA from Prunus armeniaca (apricot), 585 nucleotides. The record is from the annotation of a GenBank genome assembly. Lineage: Eukaryota; Viridiplantae; Streptophyta; Magnoliopsida; Rosales; Rosaceae.
AUGAUCAUUCGAGCCGAGAUCGCCGACUACGAUGUAGGUUGGGUGCUGAUCGACACCGGGAGUUCGGUGAACGUAAUUUUUACCGAUGUGUUCAGGGGAUUGGGAAUUGCCGACAGCAUUGUCAAUCGGCAAAUAACGCCCCUCCUCAGUUUUUCUGGGGAUCUGGUCCAGCCAGUCGACAGUAUCAGUAUGCCCAUCGACUUCGGCGUUGCCCCCAGGAAAACGAUGACCUACAACCAAUUCCUCAUUGUCGAUUGCCCAACGGCAUACAACGUCAUCAUAGGGCGCACGGCACUCACCAGGGUCAAAGCCCACUUAUCCCCCCACAUGUUGCUGAUGAAGUUCCCUACACGCAACGGUACUGGCAUCAUCCGGGGUGACCCACUUAGCGCACGGACGUGCUAUGCCACAACCCUUAAGUCGGUAGCUUGCAAGCCGUCAAUGGAAGCCAUGACCGUGCAGGGAUUGCCGAACGGUAGCGGGCCCAUUGAUGACCCUAGGGAGGAGACGCCAACGCCGGUGGCACAGCCUGCCGAAGAGCUCGAAACCGUGGUCCUAAACGAGGUUUUUCCAAUCGGUGGGUAA